AUGAAUGCAGUGUUCAUAGUAGAUAUUUUGUAUAUGGAGUCAGGUUCUUCUUUUCAUGCGUUUAGGAUGAAAACAAUUCUAUACUUUUUUCUUAGAGUACCACUUGUUGUUUUGCCAUCAGUGUUUUACUGGAAUGCGCACAAUCGUAUUAUUGUUACUCCACCUGGUCAGUCACCAGAUAUUGUCGAUGUGCAUCUAAAAAUUUGGUCUGAUGAAGAAAUCGUAUUUCAGCAAAUUCUUUCUGCCAAGCUAGCAGGAAGUGCUAUUCAAGUAAAUUUUCACAUAGCAGAACAAAUUUUGAAACCGUGGUUUAAUGUAUCAGUUGCACUAUCAAAUGAUGAUAAAUUUGAGGCGACUGUUCCUGGAUGCCCAGAUGUCGCAAAAAUUCACUUGCAAACUGACAAGGGUGUCUAUCGAGCUGGUGACACCGUUCAAGUUCGAGCUCUCUCACUAACGAAUGAUGGAAAUUUGUAUCGUGGGCCUAUCGAAUUCAAACUUAUUAAUCCUAAAGGAUUUGAAUUAUUUCGGAGAACGAAUCAAACUGAGAAAAAUUUUAUUGCUCUAAAUUUCCAUCUUCCGGAUUCUUUAUCCUAUGGUCAUUGGAAAAUCGUUGCAAAGGCUAUUGGCAGUGAUUACGCUUAUUCUAAUUCACUGAUAAUUGAAGUUGCCGAUUAUGGUUAG
Molecule: messenger RNA, 681 nt
Organism: Dracunculus medinensis (Guinea worm)
Lineage: Eukaryota; Metazoa; Nematoda; Chromadorea; Rhabditida; Dracunculidae
Source: the annotation of a GenBank genome assembly